This is a messenger RNA of Candidula unifasciata, 1392 nucleotides long. NCBI's taxonomy places the organism in Eukaryota, Metazoa, Mollusca, Gastropoda, Stylommatophora, Geomitridae. The record is from the annotation of a GenBank genome assembly.
AUGGAGCUCUACAAGAAGUUUAGUGAGAAUACGACCAUGCAUGGUCUUGGGCGAGUCUUUGCCAGUCGAAAUCCUUGCAAGCGAGUUGUUUGGUUAGUGAUGGUAGUGAGUGUUUUGACCAUCGCCAUUUUUCAGUUAGUGGAUCUAGUCAGCGACUUCUACACCUAUCCUGUGACAACUUUAGUCAAGAUAAAACACGAAACAAAAGCCACAUUUCCUGCAAUCACCAUCUGUAAUGUCAACAGGAAAAAAAGAUCCGUCACGCCAGAAUUUGAGGAACCUAUUGAAUUCUGGGAGGUAAGUGGUUUUGAAUCUUACGAACAUGAAGCAGCAGUAAAUGCGAUGAUGAAGAUGUUAUCGAUGUCUGACGAAGACAGUUCUGCUCAUCAAAUAUCCGACAUGCUAGUAAAAUGUUUGAUUAACAAGCACGUGUGUUCAAUGGACAACUUUACAGAACAUUCAACCACAACCUACGGAAACUGUUAUACCUUCGCAACUGAGGACCCCAAAUCGAUGUACACAACAAAGGCUGGACCCGAGAGCGGAUUGAUAUUAGAACUGGACAUUGAGCACCGGGACUACAUCUACUUGUCUCCAACCGCAGGGUUAAAGGUCAUUGUGCACGGCCACGAUGAACGGCCGUUUCCAGAGGAUGGCGGAAUUUUGGCACAUCCAGGCGUCACAACAAGCAUUGGGAUUAAAAAGAACAAGCACAUGGCACAGCUCACCCUGUUCUCAGGCGAGCAGUACUCGUACACAGAAAACGCCUGCAGGAAAUCCUGCUUCCAGCUGGCUAUGUACAAGAGAUGCCGUUGUUGCGACGAAGACUUGCCGUGUGACGAUGACGCACUCUUUAAGAUGGCCGGAAUAAAUCCAGAGAAAGGGCAGACGGUACCUUACUGUGAAAUGGACAGUGAAACUGUUGAAUGCAUGAUACAAAUUGAGGAAGAUUAUUUAACCGACGGGUUAAACUGCUUUACCCGGUGCCUUCCGGCUUGCGAUAAGACCACCUUUGAAAAGGUUGUUUCCACUGCACUCUGGCCGUCUGAUCCUUACCUGGACUUCGUCUUGCAUAAAAUUAACGAAACUGUCUUGAAGAACAUGACUUUCACGACCAAGCUGGCGCUGAAACGUUUCAUUCAAACCAACUUUUUGAGACUGGAGAUCUACUUCGAUAGUCUCGAUGUUGUCGAAUUUAACACACAGCCCAAAUAUGAUUGGAGCAUGCUGUUUGGGGAUGUUGGCGGUCAGCUGGGGCUUUGGCUGGGGUGCUCUCUUUUAACUGCUAUGGAAGUAAUUGAGGUUUUUAUUGAUACCCUGCUCUUCUGGAUGCCAUGUAAAAAUAUGAGAAGCACGACCACACAUAAGAUCAGUUUGGAAAAUAAAGUAUAG